Messenger RNA from Ictalurus punctatus (channel catfish), 2849 nucleotides. RefSeq names its product tripartite motif-containing protein 16-like. The transcript has 6 exons. The record is from RefSeq and is a predicted model, not a curated record. The coding region runs from base 209 to 1615 and encodes 468 amino acids. Lineage: Eukaryota; Metazoa; Chordata; Actinopteri; Siluriformes; Ictaluridae. Gene Ontology annotation, molecular function: protein binding; zinc ion binding.
AUUUUAUUAUUGUGCAUGUACACGCAAUAGCUCAGUGGCUCAGGAUCAGUUCAGCUGUCCAAUGUGCCCGGACCUACUGAAGUGACUACAGCUCAUGGACACAGCGUGUGUCUGGACUUUAUUGGAGGCUACUGGGGUCAGGAGGUUCAGAAAGGAGUCUACAAGCUGCCCUCUUUACUUCAAGACCGGACCUUAAGAUUAAUGCUAAAUGAUGGAUAAGCUGAAGAUGUCAGCGUAUGCCAAAUCUCUGGAGUGUGAUUCCUGCACUGGGAGAAAAUCCAAAGCCAUCAAGUCCUGUCUGGUGUGUCUGGCCUCUUUCUGUGAAACUCACCUCCAGCCUCACUAUGAAUCUCCUGCCUUUAAGAAGCACAAGCUGGUGGAAGCCUCCAGACGACUCCAGGAGCAGAUCUGCUCUCAGCAUGACAAGCUGCUGGAGGUUUACUGUCGCACUGAGCAGCAGUGUAUCUGCAUGUUGUGUAUGUUACAUAAACAUAAAGGACACGAUACAGUAUCAGCUGCAGCAGGACGAGCUGAGAAACAGAGGCAGUUGACAGAGAUGUACAGAGACUCCCAGCAGAGAAUCCAGCACAGGGAGAAUAAGCUUCAGGAGCUGAGGAAGGCUGUGAGAUGUCACAAGGGCUCUGCACAGGCAGCAGUGGAGGAAAGUGAGAGAAUAUUGACUGAGCUGAUCAGAUCCAUUGUGAAAAGACAUAAUGAACUGACAGCGCUGAUCAGAGCUCAGGAGAAAGCUGCAGUGAGUGAAGCUGAAGAAGUCAUGAAGCAACUGGAGCAGGAGAUCGCAGAGCUGAAGAGGAGAGACUCUGAGAUGGAGGAGCUUUCACACACAGAGGAUCCCAUUUAUUUCCUUCAGAUGUUCCGGUCCGCCUCGGCCCCUCCGGUACCUGCAGACAUACCCGGCGUCAUAUUCACUUCUUUCCACCCUUUCAACAGUGUUGUAAAGUCUGUGUCUCAGCUGAGAGAGAAACUCGAACAAUCCCUUAAAGAGGACUUCGAGCAGAUAUCAAGGAGCGUCACGGAAGUCCAGAUUAUUCCCCCAGAUGACCAUAAAACCAGAGAAGAGUUUCUAAAAUAUUCCUGCCAGUUCAAACUGGAUCCCGAUACAGCAAAUAAACACCUCUGUCUGUCUGAGAGGAACACAGUGGUGACCUGCAGUGAAACAGCACAGCUGUAUCCUGAUCAUGCCGAGAGAUUCGACAAUUACUGGCAGGUGCUGUGUAGAGAGAGUGUGUGUGGACGCUGUUACUGGGAGGUGGAGUGGAGUGGGAGUGACGGGGUUUCUAUAGCAGUGUCGUAUAAAGACAUCAGCAGGAAGGGAAACUUUGCUGAAUGUGUUUUUGGAGCCAGUGACCAGUCCUGGAGAUUGCUGUGCACCCUGUCCGACUACUCGUUCUAUCACAGAUGUAAAGAAGUGAAAAUCCCAGUAAUGCCCAGCUCCUCUAGAAUAGGAGUGUAUGUGGAUCACAGGGCAGGGAUUCUGUCCUUCUACGGCGUCUCUGACACGAUGAAGCUCCUCCACAGAGUUCACACCACGUUCACUCAGCCUCUUUACCCCGGGUUUUUGGUUUGUAAAGGAUCAGCUGUUAAACUGUGCUAAUUGGUUAAGGUGAGACACAAACCUUAAGAAAUCUUUUUGCGUAAAAUUUUUUUAAAUUGCAAACUUCACCAGAUGAUUGCUGACAUUCUUAGUGUUUUUCUGUUGAAACUUAAAAAAACAAACAAACAAAAAAACAUUUAUUUAUGCAAAUUAAACUUGGUAUAAUUACAUGUACAUAAAUUUACAUGAUUUAUUAAAGCCAAAUAAAUAAAUAAAUAAAUCUGUUGAGCGGUGUGAAACCGGAUAUGGAAAACAAUGACCUCAAAAGUUUUAAGUUGAUAAAGCAAUUUCUUUAAGCCAAAUAAACUUAAAUAUAACAAGUUUGAGUUAAAUCUUUGUUGUAUUUAAGUGUUUAAAGAAAUUCAUUUAUCAACUUAGAAAUUUUGAGGUAAUUUAGAGGUAAUUAGUUUGCUCAAAUGUUUUGAGUCAUAUGCACUUGUCCGGUUUUACAGUGAGGUUGUUCGAAUUAAAAAGUUUGUUUCACCGUGAAGACUCUCUCAAGAGAAAAACUUUUACAGAAAAGUUUGUUGCUAUAUAUAUAUAUUAUUGCUUAAUCAGGAAAAUGGGCAGAAUACUGUUAUAAAAAAUAUUCUACCAUUUUACAAUGUAAAAUCUUACAUAAGCCCAACAACAAUAAACUGUUGUUGUUGUUGUUGGGUUUUUUGUUUGUUUGUUUAUUUACCCAAUUUCCCCUGUAAUAAGCUUAUAAUUAGGAAUAGAAAUGGACAUGUGAAAUUUAAUGAAAGCAGAUCUGAGAUUUUCGCUUCUGAAUAGAACAAACAUUACCUGAGAUUUAGAGAUUUUGAGGAGAACAGUUUUAAUAAUACACGUGUUUUCUGCUCUAUUUAGCAUGGUUUAGAAGUUUUUAUAAAAGUCUGUGACAUGUAUAUCAUAAUCACACAUAGCAUGCUGUAUAUGCCAUAUCCGCUAUGUCAGGAAACAGACUUUUCAGUGAUAUAUGACAUGAGGUGAUCGUGAAGUGAGUAGAGCUUAAAGCCUUCGUCGAAUAUGCCAUGUUUCAGAUAAUGCAGUGGACAAAAACUCUGAAAUAAACAUUUUUUUCUGUUGAGAUCCAAAUUUGUCCAAAACUCUGAAAAGUAUCUUCCCAAGAUAAUAAUCUUUACCUGUAGUAUCUUGCGUUAAAUGAUCGCUGAGUCCUAAAAAUCAUAAUAAAGAUAAUUGAAAUGUAACAGCAUACAGCAUACAGUAAUAAUAAAGAAACGGGGCAGGGGUA